Messenger RNA from Diaporthe amygdali, 2952 nucleotides. RefSeq lists its product as uncharacterized. Gene Ontology annotation, cellular component: spindle pole body; spindle pole; cytoplasm. Gene Ontology annotation, molecular function: protein kinase activity; ATP binding; protein binding. The record is from RefSeq and is a predicted model, not a curated record. Gene Ontology annotation, biological process: protein phosphorylation; mitotic cell cycle; regulation of protein localization to mitotic spindle pole body. NCBI's taxonomy places the organism in Eukaryota, Fungi, Ascomycota, Sordariomycetes, Diaporthales, Diaporthaceae. The coding region runs from base 1 to 2952 and encodes 983 amino acids. The transcript has 4 exons.
AUGGCUGGGAGAGGAGGCAUCGAUAUGGAGGCUUUAUCCCCUAGAGAUGUGAACGCCCUUCCGAAGCGCACCACCGAUCUCAAAGCGAAGGCUGCUGCUCAGCUGAGAACCGCCAAAGACAAGGACCACCCUCCUCCUCCACCACCACAGGUUGUCGAGCCUCCCAGUUCUGAUCGCAAGAAUGGAGCUGUGUACCAGGUUGGGAAGUUGCUAGGCAAAGGCGGCUUCGCUAUUUGCUACGAUGGCAAGCACGUCGACUCAGGGAAGAAAUACGCUCUGAAAAUUGUGAAGAGUACAAUGCCUGUCAAAAUGCAGCAGAAGUUCCAAACUGAGCUUCAAAUUCACUCCAAGAUGAGACAUGCCAACAUCGUACAAUUUCAUCGGGCGUUCACUUUUGAAAGCUGCACCUAUCUCAUCCUUGAGCUUUGUCCAAAUGGCUCGCUUAUGGAGAUGGUGAAGAAGAGGAAAGGGUUGACUGAGGCCGAAGUCCGUUUUUACACCAUACAAAUUGCUGGAGCCAUCAAGUACAUGCACGGAAAAGGUAUCAUACAUCGCGACCUCAAAAUGGGCAACAUUUUCCUGGACAAGAACAUGAAUGCCAAAGUUGGUGACUUUGGUCUGGCUGCCCUGUUGGUGACCGGUAACGACAUGCACACCAUCAGGAGAACCACCCUUUGCGGCACACCGAAUUAUAUUGCCCCCGAAAUUUUGCAAAAGGGCAAGGCUGGGCACGACCAUAACGUUGACAUUUGGAGCUUGGGUAUCAUCAUGUUCGCCAUGCUCACUACGAAGCCGCCGUUCCAGUCCUCGACAACGGACGAAAUUUAUCGCCGCGCACGGGACAGAGACUACGACUGGCCACAAAACGACCAGAAAAUUAUCAGCUUGGAAGUAAAGGACAUCGUGGCUUCCAUGUUGGUUGAAGCAGAUCGGAGGCCAGAUCCAGAUGCGAUCGUGCAACAUCCUUUUUUCACUGCCGGGUAUGUUCCUGCUCAAGCCGACAUAACAUCGAGGCUGCGGGAAACAGCACCAGAGCAGGAAAUCUUUCACGACUCUUGCGCGAGCCCUAGAUUACAAGAGAGAGUCGAGCGCAACCUGAGGGAUCUUUGUCAACAGUGUGAAGUCGGCCCUUGGCAUCAGAAGAUUCAACCAGUGAGGACAGCAAUAUGGCGGGAGAUUGCAUCGGAAGAGAAGCAUGGCCUCACUCCCAGCAUCCCACUGGCCGUUGAUAUCGUCUACCGACCCUACGACGAACUGCGGAGGGAAAAGCAGCAGCUUCAAGCAUCACAAUCAGUAUCUCUAUUGUGUGAGAAAACCGAAGCAUUGACUCUUGAUGCACCCGCGAAAUUUGCACCCUCUGGAUGGCUCAAAGCGCCGCCACAGAGCUUCGCAGCGCAACAGAGGGCUGCGAAUAAACCCCCCAACGCCAUGCCUAGCUCACGAACCCAACCCUCAAUGAGUGCUGCGCCGGCGAGGCCCUUGGGCACCCGAUCUCGUGGCGUCAAGAAAGAUAUCCCUUUGACUACUAGCGGGGCAUUGUCUGUGGAGGACCAUGAGCAGGCGGCGAAGGUAUCGGCUCGAGCAACACGAACACAGCUGCCAACCGGCAGGUCGCAGCCGGUCGCGCGGCCAGCGCUUGUAACGAGAUCAUCUUCCACCGCAAAGGUUGAGCCUUCGCCACAAUUCAAGCAAGAGGUUACAGAUGAAAAGAAGGUUGUGUCACUAUUCGGGCCUGGUGAACAGCAAGAAUACCUAGAGGACACAAGACCUGAUCUUGUCUUGACCAGGAUGCGGAAGCUACAGGCCGAACUCGAGCGGGCUCUCAAUUCUCGAUCCAUGGCGUAUAUUUCCACUAAACAGAAAGGGCCAGAAGUUCCCAAGGUCGUUGUGAAGUGGGUCGACUACACGAACAAGUUUGGACUUGGCUACAUCUUGAACGAUGGUAGCGCAGGGUGCAUCUUGAACAGUGUAAAUGCGCCGGGAGGAGAUGAACAAGCGGUGCUGCCCCCAUCUUUUCUGCUCGUCCAUGAUGCUGAAAAGCAUAUCACACGAAGGAACGACUCAACAUAUCACGAGAGGCACCAGGUCGUGCCUAUGACGGAGCCCAUCUCCUUCUACGAAACCAAAGGCGAAGAGGGGAUCAGCCGAGUGCGUUUGGACCCAGAGGAGUUCAGAGUACCUGUGAACCAGGACGGGACGGCUUCCAAACUCGGGCCUGGCAAGACUGACUACGAGCAUCGGAAGAGAGAGCGUAUUGUGCUGUGGAAGAAAUUCGCAAACUACAUGCUUCAGUAUGCGCGAGAGCAUCCUGAUGCGGAAACCGCCCGGCCGUACCCUGUCGACACGCCCGGUGACCUCGUCACAUUCUACCAGAGAUUUGGUGAUGUCCAGGUAUUCCACUUCUGCGAUGGACACCUUCAGUUCAACUUUCCGGACCACACCAAGAUAGUACUUGACUGGACGGGCACAUGGUGCCACUUCUGGCACCUGUCACAGGAGGCCGCAGAACAGCUUGCCGCGACAGGAGGCAUGGAUGAGGCAUCGCUGGAUGACCGAGCUGUGUUGUCAUACCCCCUCCAAACGCUCCUCAAUUUCUCGACAGUGCCCAAGGCGUCGCAACGCAGUGUCCCCAACUCAACGCGACAUCGGCCAGAGAUCCCUCUGGAGCUCCAGGGCAUACCGGCAGCGAACGAUUUCCGGCGCAAGGUCGAGUUCAUCAAGGCUGUUGUGAAGGAGUGGGCCAGGAACGGGGGUCUUGGAAAGAGUGACAUGUCACGCGACGGCCGCCUGAAAUGGCCUGGACUCCGACAGACCAAGGAUUGUGAGGUGUUGUCGAAGCAAGCCUGGGUCACGGUUGGUGCUCGAGGGGGGGACAGCCGGCGUGCUGUGUGGGUGGACAGUCGAAGUCCAACAACGUUGCUGGAUGAGAUCGACGAGACCAAGAAGAGCUAG